AUGAGUGCUGGGUCGCCGCAGCCGGAGUGGCCCGCCGCGGAGGUGCCGAGCGCUGCAUUGGCCGAAGAUGACACGCCGGCGCUGCCGGAGCACCUCACGCGUGGACCUAGUAGGCCCGCGCCAGACGCGGGACCGUCCAAGAAGUACAAGCCACCG
Monoraphidium neglectum is the source of this 156-nucleotide messenger RNA. RefSeq lists its product as hypothetical. NCBI's taxonomy places the organism in Eukaryota, Viridiplantae, Chlorophyta, Chlorophyceae, Sphaeropleales, Selenastraceae. The transcript has a single exon. The record is from RefSeq and is a predicted model, not a curated record. The annotation marks the transcript as partial.